Mangifera indica (mango) is the source of this 1676-nucleotide messenger RNA. Its product is annotated as DNA repair protein recA homolog 1, chloroplastic-like. The record is from RefSeq and is a predicted model, not a curated record. Bases 45 to 1226 code for a protein of 393 amino acids. The transcript has 13 exons. Gene Ontology annotation, molecular function: ATP hydrolysis activity; single-stranded DNA binding; ATP-dependent DNA damage sensor activity. Gene Ontology annotation, biological process: DNA repair. NCBI's taxonomy places the organism in Eukaryota, Viridiplantae, Streptophyta, Magnoliopsida, Sapindales, Anacardiaceae.
UCUCGUGUCUUCAAACUAGGCAGCUCGUUGUUUCAUUCAUUGUUAUGGAGUCUCUCAACGUCAGACUUCACCGUCACUGUUUACCAUCUCCGUUGUCCAUUACUUCAUGCUCUCUUCAAUGCCAGUCUUCACUUUCACGCUUUUGCAUAGUGUCAAAGAUGGCAGCUACAAAGAAACGAGCCAAAACGAUUUAUUGUGAAUUUGACGGCAAAGUUAAUGGCGCUUUAUCUUCUGACUCAGACUCUCGCUUCCUCGACAGGCAAAAAGCACUGGAAGCUGCAAUGAAUGACAUAAAUAGCUCAUUUGGAAAAGGAAGUGUUACAAGAUUGGGUAGUGCUGGUGGUGCCCUUGUGGAAACAUUUCCCAGUGGCUGUUUAACACUAGAUUUGGCCUUAGGUGGUGGACUUCCUAAAGGAAGAAUUGUAGAGAUAUUUGGACCAGAAAGUAGUGGUAAGACCACUGUUGCACUCCAUGCAAUCGCAGAAGUGCAGAAGCUUGGAGGCAAUGCAAUGCUUGUGGAUGCAGAGCAUGCUUUUGAUCCUGCUUAUUCCAAAGCAUUGGGUGUUGAUGUAGAAAAUUUGAUUGUUUGCCAACCGGAUAAUGGAGAGAUGGCACUAGAAAUUGCAGAUCGUAUGUGCAGAUCUGGUGCCAUUGAUCUUAUUUGUGUUGAUUCUGUAUCUGCUCUUACUCCAAGGGCAGAGAUUGAAGGUGAGAUCGGGAUGCAGCAAAUGGGACUGCAAGCUCGCCUUAUGAGCCAAGCUUUACGUAAAAUGUCAGGAAAUGCCUCUAAAGCUGGUUGUACUCUUAUUUUUCUUAAUCAGAUCAGAUACAAGAUUGGUGUAUAUUAUGGGAAUCCAGAAGUCACUAGUGGAGGAAUUGCACUAAAGUUUUUUGCCUCAGUUCGUCUUGAAAUACGCUCCACAGGGAAGAUAAAAUCUGUUAAAGGAGAUGAGGAUAUUGGGCUUCGAGUUCGUGUUAGAGUGCAAAAGAGUAAGGUAUCAAGGCCAUACAAGCAAGCAGAAUUUGAAAUCAUAUUUGGAGAAGGAGUGAGUAAACUGGGAUGUGUUUUGGAUUGUGCUGAAAUGAUGGAUGUUGUGGUAAGGAAGGGAGCUUGGUAUAGCUAUGGGGACAAUAGGCUUUUGAAGCAACUAUGGCUUGUGAUCUCCUCUGUUUAUAUUUUGGAAAUAGGCUGGGACAGGGAAGAGACAAAGCAUUACAGUACCUGAAAGAGAACCCUCAUCUCCUUGAAGAAGUAGAGAAGGUUGCGUUGCAUAGUUCGAGCUACAAUGGCAGAUGGAACGGUACAUCAAGGCUCGUCUCAUUUGAAGAGCUUGUUACAGCCUCAUCAAGACGAAAGUACUUUUGACGAUAUUUAGCAAAACAAGGAAUAAUUGGAAUUCACAGGCAGAAAAACAGAUAGAAGGGUUUUUCCCAGAUGGGUCAACCAUGUAGUUGGCUAGAUUUGGUGCCUCAAGAUCAACAUAUUUCCCCAUCCAUGUCCACCGGAUGAAACAGCAAAACGACCCCGUACCGAGUCAAUGCUCAUGGAAAUUUAUUAGCUUGUGUUGUGUUGAUUCUUUGUCUAGAGAGAUGGUGAAAGGAUAAAUAAUUUGAUUUUGAGUGAAUUAUAGAAAAACCAACACCCCUAAUGGAUAAAUCACAUUUUCAAUACAAAA